Fusarium oxysporum Fo47 is the source of this 1048-nucleotide messenger RNA. Its product is annotated as Ac45/VOA1 transmembrane domain-containing protein. The transcript is spliced from 4 exons. The record is from RefSeq and is a predicted model, not a curated record. Lineage: Eukaryota; Fungi; Ascomycota; Sordariomycetes; Hypocreales; Nectriaceae. The coding region runs from base 59 to 877 and encodes 272 amino acids. Gene Ontology annotation, cellular component: endoplasmic reticulum membrane. Gene Ontology annotation, biological process: (1->6)-beta-D-glucan biosynthetic process; fungal-type cell wall biogenesis.
CACAAGCUGGAAUCGAUAGGCAGACACAACGCCCAAUAACCAGCAAAUAUCAUCCGUGAUGCGUCUUCAGAUUCUCGCCAGCGCUCUUGCGCUCAGCGGUUCCGCCGCCGCGUUCUCAGACUCAUGGCCAUUGGUUAUGUUUUCUACCUCCAAGUUCUCCGAUGCACCCAGCAACAACCACAUCCAGACGCGAUCCCAAGCUCUCGAGCAGGUUCAGGACCUCUUGACUUCAUGUCCGACCGAAAAUUACGUCCUGAUCGCCCAUGAGGGUGUCAACGCCGCUGAUCUUCGACGAUCGAACUCCAUGUCCAAUCUUCACCAUGCUAUCGGCCGCAAGGAAAUUCAGGGCAAGUUUAUUGUUCCUGAGGUUGUUGGCGAGUCGAUCGAUGCGGCUGCGAUCCAGGACUACAUUAAGAGGGCGUGUUAUGAGCAGGCAAAAAAGGUUCAGCCUCAUUUCACCCUAAUCAAGGCUUCCAAGAAUGAGGAAGAAGUUAUCAAGCAGUGGGAGGAGAGUGAGCAAUGGUUGAACGAUUCAUACACUGUCCUUUUCGUUGGCACGCCAUCCACCAAGGCCAAGACCACCGCAUCUAAGACCGAGAAGACCAUCUACGAGCCCGAAUUCAUCGAGCCUCUGCACAUGGACUUGAAGCGCGAUGUCUCGGGCAAUGCGGAGAAGCCUGGCAACGCCACGCGCGAUACCCGUGGUCUAUUUGAGAAGUACCAGUUCUUUACUCCUGGUAUCUUCAUGGGAAUCAUCGUUGCCAUUGUGUUGUUCUCCCUGCUUGGCGUUGGUCUGCGGGCUCUGGCUAGCCUCGAGGUCUCCUACGGCGCUUUUGAGAAGGACAUGGGCCCCGCUGCUCAAAAGAAGCAGCAGUAAACCACUUGUACUGAAUAAACGAGCGCUGUUCAUGUAUCGGUCUUCCAUGUGGAAUGAUACCUGUAUAUCAGAUUAUGGAGUUUGGGUUCCUUUGGUGCGACUUGAUGGGAGGAUUAGUAUCGGCAUGUAAUGUUGCGAGCAUCAGCUGUAGACAGGACAUAGGGUCGGGGA